Molecule: messenger RNA, 1388 nt
Organism: Onthophagus taurus
Lineage: Eukaryota; Metazoa; Arthropoda; Insecta; Coleoptera; Scarabaeidae
Product: ribosomal L1 domain-containing protein 1
Source: RefSeq, a predicted model, not a curated record
UUUUCUGACACAUAACCUCACUUUUCUUAUCGUUGUUUGGCUUUUUUAAAACAACACGUGCAAUUAAUUUAGUUUAAAAAGGAAAAAAGAAUUAAAUAGAUUAGAUUAGUUGUUCGUUAAAGUAUUGGUAAGUGCGUUAAUUUAGUGAAAAUGGAACGAAAUACGGAGAAAAAACGCUUUAAAAUAAAGCGAAAAAUUCAGGAAGAAAAUGAACCUGGAAAAUAUGUUCGUUUGAAUAAACCGGGUGGAUCGCAAGAUGAAGGUAAUAAAGUGAAGAAAUUCGAAAAAAAAUUAAAAUUGGAGAAGAAAUUAAAAAAAUUAAAAAGUGAGGUUAUGUCAAGUGACAAUGAAGAAAGUGAGGUUAAGACCACCGAAUUAUCACCAAUUUCGCAAGAAUUAGACAUAAAUAAAGUAUUAAACCAAUUAAACUUUGAUAAACCAUCAAUAAUCUCCGGAAUACACGCUUUAUUUAAAAUUUUGGAACAAAAAAAGAAUGAAAAUCAAUUAUUAGAUUUAGACACUCCGAUUUUCUUAUUAUUAUCAUCAUUUAAAGUCCCAAUUUGUCCAGCAAGAACGGUUCGGCUUCCUUUGAAGCACAUGUUGCAUGAUGAGGACUCAACUGUGUGUUUUAUUGUAAGCGAUGUUGAUGGAAUUGUUAAAAAAGAGCAUGAAAAAGUUGCUGAAUAUUAUGAGAAGUUGUUUAUUGAGAAAGGUGUUGAAACGAAAAUCAAUAAAAUCUUACCUUUACACGAACUCAAAACGGAAUACAACGAAUUUGAAAUGAAACGAAAAUUGUUGGCGACGUACGAUGUGUUUUUUGUUGAUGGAAAGAUAUCUAAAUAUGUUUCGAAACAUUUGGGGAAAAUCUUUUAUAAGAAACGUCGGUUACCAAUUCCCAUUCGAAUGGAACAUGGGAUGGCCCAAAAAAUGAAAUAUGCGAUGUUAAGGACGAGUAUAAAUAUUCAAGGGCAUGGAAAUUCUUAUUCGGUUCAAAUUGGACAUUGUCAUAUGAAAGUUAUGGAGAUUUUUGAGAAUAUUUUAACGGCGUGUGAAGCCUUGGCAAAGGAAUUUCCUGGGGGGUGGGAAAAUAUUAAGGUUGUUAAUUUAAAAACGGAUUUGAGUAUGGCUGUUCCACUUUAUAUUUCUUUGAAAAAUCCUGAUGAAAUUCAAGUGCCAAAAAUAAGAGGAAAAAGAGCGAAAUCUUGUAAUGUGUAUUCGGAUGAAUUAUCAACUAAGAAUAAUUCAAAAGUUACUGUUUAUCCAUCUGGAAGGGUUUUGGUGGAGCAGUUAUCAGCUAAAAAGAGGAAAAGAAAUAAUUAAUUAAUUAAUUUGUAGUUAAUUAUAUGGAAUUAAGUAUUUUUGGGAAAACAAAUUACUUUUUUAACUCA